UUAUACUUUCUGUCCAAACCCACCUUCCCCACAAGUAUCUAGACCAUUUUCAUUACAAGCCUUGAGAAAUAGAUAGAUACAUAGAGAGAGAGAGACAGAGAUGGGAAGAGCACCAUGUUGUGACAAGGAAAAGGUGAAGAGAGGGCCAUGGUCUCCAGAGGAAGAUGAAAAGCUGAAAGAGUACAUAGAGAAGAAUGGCCCUGGAGGAAAUUGGAUUGCACUUCCACAAAAAGCUGGGCUGAGAAGGUGUGGAAAAAGCUGCAGAUUAAGAUGGCUAAACUACCUCCGACCUAACAUUAAACAUGGAGAUUUCUCAGACCAAGAAGAUAGAAUCAUUUGCAGCCUCUAUGCUACCAUUGGUAGCAGGUGGUCAAUAAUUGCAGCCCAGUUGCCAGGCAGGACUGAUAAUGACAUCAAGAACUACUGGAACACAAAGCUCAAGAAGAAACUCAUGGGAAUCAUGCUUUCAUCUUCAUCUUCUCCUGACCAGAAAACCAGACCUAAUCCUCUUCCCCCAUCAACAAUCUCAUCAUCAUCACCAUUCAAAUGUAGCAACAACUAUAAUUAUUACCCUAUAACUGAUCCUACUUUCCCACCACCAUAUGCUUCUACUACUACUUUCUUGAACCCAUCUUCUAGCUCAUCAGCUUCAAACCCUGUGGGCCCCACCAUCCAAAGUCAUCAUCUGUUGGUCAAAGGUGAUCAUCAUCAUCAUCAUCAUCAUCAUCAAGCUAGCUGUAGCUCUUCUGAUGGGAGUUGGAGUAACCAGAUUAUCAGCCAAGACAAAGAGUAUGGUUAUGGUGAGAGCUUAGGUCUGCAAAGCUUUGGCUACAAUGGGGUUGCAGAAAACCAGCAAGCAGUCAACAAUGGUGGAAACCCAUUAGAUUAUAGUAGUCUGGAGGAGAUUAAGCAGCUGAUUAGCACUAAUAACGUCAGCCAGAACAGUUUCUUUGUUGAUGAGGAAAACAAGUAUGAAGAAAAAGUCAUGAUGUACUAUUGAUUGAUCUGAUGAUAUAUGGAUGAGUUUUCAGUGCAGAUCAAGAAGAUUUCAAUUCAAGGGGAUCCCUUUUUUCUUUUCCUUUUUAAUAGUACUUUGAAGAUUUAAAUUUGCGGUAAAAAUUGUCACUUUUUUAUAUAGGUAUGUAGAUUCCAUUUCUCCUGUUUUUGCAUUGGUGCAUUUAUUUUUGGCAAA
Molecule: messenger RNA, 1192 nt
Organism: Ipomoea nil (Japanese morning glory)
Lineage: Eukaryota; Viridiplantae; Streptophyta; Magnoliopsida; Solanales; Convolvulaceae
Product: transcription factor RAX2-like
Exons: 4
Coding region: 101-1000 (299 amino acids)
Source: RefSeq, a predicted model, not a curated record